GUCACAAGGCAUCAUCACUUCUAGCACUCUCUCAGGUGCCUUCUGCCGAGCCUGAGCAGGGCCAGGUUCUGCAAACUCUGCCCAGCCUAAGCACGUUUUCUUACUCUCUGAGGCAAUGCAGAGACCCUCACUCUCUCCCAGCAAUGUCUAAACUCAGCUCUCGGGCAUGCCUUAUUCAACUUCAGCUGUGACCCACACAAGGAAGGACGCCAGAGGAAAGCUACCUGAGUCAUCCAUGGCUCCCUGGUCAGAGCUAGCCAUGACGAGGACUUGUACCUGCAUAUACCAUUUCCUUGUUCUGAGCUGGUAUAUUUUUCUCAAUUAUUACAUCUCACAGCAAGGAGGGGACCAGCAGAAAUCCAAAAUCUUUCUAAAUGGUGGACACUGGAAGUACUUGACAUUCCUAAAUCUGCUCUUGCAGGCCAUUUUCUUCGGGGUCGCCUGCAUGGAAGAUGUGCUAAAAAGAAUUAAGGGAGAGAAAGACAUUAAGUUCAUGACCACCUUCAGAGACCUGCUUUUUACCACGCUGGCUUUUCCAAUCUCCACAUUUGUAUUUUUGUCAUUCUGGAUCCUCUUUCUUUAUGAUCGAGAGCUUGUUUACCCUAAGGCCCUAGAUGGUAUCUUUCCAGUAUGGCUGAAUCAUGCAAUGCACACAUCCAUAUUGCCCUUCUCACUGGUGGAGGUCAUGCUCAGGCCACAUUGCUAUCCCCGGAAGAAGAAAGGCCUCACUGUGUUGGCUGGCGCCAGCAUUAUGUACAUCACCAGGGUCCUAUGGAUCUACUCUGACACGGGUACGUGGGUGUAUCCUGUGUUUGCCAAACUCAGCCCGGUGGGUCUAACAGCCUUCUUCUCUCUCAGCUACAUCUUUAGUGCUGGCAUCUAUCUACUUGGAGAGAAACUCAACCACUGGAAAUGGGGUGACGCGAUGCAGCCAAGGAAAAAGAGGAAAUGAUCACAGGCCAUUUUCCAAGAACAAAGGAGGAAAAAAACAUGAGAGUUUUUGGUUUUGGUUUUGUUUUUUUCUGGUUGAGGGAGGUGGUGGAGCAACAAAAGAAGGUAGAAAGGACAGAGAAUGACAUUUAAAUGUAAUAAGAGUGUUUAUGAAGGUAGAUUAAUUUGGGGACUCUUCGUUUUUUCAAAGUUUACUGGACAUGCAAGAAACAAUAACUGCUGUCUCAGAAUCUGUUAGCUUCGUCUGGCCUCUGUGGUCAAAAUCCAGCCAAAGGCAAAGGAACCUUGCACAAACUCGGGGUUAGAGAAUGUUUAGAGAGGGAAAUAAUUUAGGAUCACUGAAACUAUUCACCUUACCAAAGAGUGUGUUGAGGACCUAGCUGAGAAGUAACCUGCAUGAAGCCAAAGAGCUAAUGUCAGAACCAAGACAAUAGCAUUUAGCCCCCAGAUCUUCUAACUCCCAUCCUCUGCAAUUUUUAAUGACCCCAACCUUCCUAAAAACAAGUAUUUUUAUCAACUAGUUAUUUUCAUGGAUUGCUCAUGUUUUGUUUUGUUUUCCUUAGUCUAGAUAGAGAUGUAGGGAGAUGAGUGCUAUACGGAAGUUAAAUUGUCCACCUGAUAGGAGAGCAAAGUAAUUGGGGCAAUGAGAAAGUAAGUUCUAAAAAAUAUGGGGAAAUCUGUGCCUCUUGUGAACAAGGAUUCAGGGCAGGUCCAAAUAUGGGACUUAGUGACAUCACCAUCAAAAUCUCUUCUAUUGGAAUAUUGAUGAAUUUGUCAUAAAAGUACAUCUUACUUGGGGA
This is a messenger RNA of Canis lupus familiaris (dog), 1751 nucleotides long. It is a transcript of the gene ADTRP, whose product is annotated as androgen dependent TFPI regulating protein. NCBI's taxonomy places the organism in Eukaryota, Metazoa, Chordata, Mammalia, Carnivora, Canidae. The record is from RefSeq and is a predicted model, not a curated record. The coding region runs from base 167 to 952 and encodes 261 amino acids. Gene Ontology annotation, cellular component: endomembrane system; membrane. The transcript is spliced from 7 exons.